AUGGUUCAUCGAGCACCCAACACUUUAACGGUGAUUGAUAAGAAGAAACACGGCAAGAAGAGACGAGUCAUUAGUCAAGCCUUCUCGGAUAACACCCUCAAAUCGUAUGAAAGCGUGAUCCUUGAGCAAGUUCAACAUUUGUGCAACGCGUUGCGAAAGGGUGAUGACAGCCAACCUGUUCCAGUCGGGUCGUUUUCACCUGUUAAAGAUCUUGGACACCUCAGUGACUACUUCACUUUUGAUGUGAUGAGCAACGUGAUUUUCGGAGUGCCUUGGAGUACACAAAGAGAUCCAAGAUAUCGAUUUGUCCCGGAUGUGAUCGAGAAGUCUAACGUGCGCGUCGGCGCAUUGUCUCAAGCGCCCGAGCUAGCUAUCUUCAGACUCGAUAAGUACCUGUUCCCCGAGGCCAUCAGGGCUCGGGAUAAGUUUAUUCAUUUUGUGGAGGAAAUGCUCCGCCAGGGAAUUCAAUCCGCAACCAAGUCUGGGAAGGGCGCUUUCGCAACCUUGAGUAAGGCGAUAGACCCUGAGACUGGUCUGCCUCUUCGCAUGGCGGAAUUGGCAGGAGAGAGUGCAACUCUCAUCGUUGCUGGCACUGAUACGACUUCGACUGCCCUGGCUGCUUGCUUUUUCUACCUCACACAUCACCCUGAGGCACUUAUGCGGGCCACAGCCGAGGUCCGCGGUGUCUUUGACGCUCCAAAUGAGAUCAUCAUGGGUCAAAAGAUGCACCAAUGUGUCUUCUUGCGUGCUUGUAUUGAAGAGAGCAUGCGCCUCUCUCCCUCUGCAGCCAGCGCAUUGUGGCGAGAGGUGACUGAUGCAGGCGCCGACGUUGAUGGUGAAUUUGUUCCACCCGGAGUGGACGUCGGAACUUGUAUCUAUAGUAUCCACCACAAUCCCGCCUAUUACCCCCAGCCAUUCAACUUCCGUCCUGAAAGAUGGAUUCCCAAGGAAGCGGAGCUCAUUCAGAGUGAUGUUGAGCUAGCCAGAUCUGCCUUCAAUCCUUUCUCGAUUGGACCCCGAAGCUGCAUUGGCAAGGGUCUGGCGUAUGUGGAGCUUCACCUUGUUCUCUCACAUGUCUUGUGGACAUUUGAUUUGCAUCGUCCAUCCGGAGAGCUGAGUCAAAUUGGCGAAGGCAAACCAGAUGGUCCAUUUGGGCGGCAACGCGUCAAUGAGUUCCAGCUUUUCGACCAUCUUACAGCUGCUAAAACGGGCCCAUACUUGCACUUCAAGCCACGUCUAUAA
Penicillium brevicompactum is the source of this 1242-nucleotide messenger RNA. RefSeq names its product cytochrome P450. The transcript has a single exon. Bases 1 to 1242 code for a protein of 413 amino acids. Gene Ontology annotation, molecular function: heme binding; monooxygenase activity; iron ion binding. The record is from RefSeq and is a predicted model, not a curated record. Lineage: Eukaryota; Fungi; Ascomycota; Eurotiomycetes; Eurotiales; Aspergillaceae.